Messenger RNA from Boleophthalmus pectinirostris (great blue-spotted mudskipper), 1960 nucleotides. RefSeq names its product protein NipSnap homolog 2. Bases 67 to 912 code for a protein of 281 amino acids. Gene Ontology annotation, cellular component: mitochondrion. The transcript is spliced from 10 exons. Lineage: Eukaryota; Metazoa; Chordata; Actinopteri; Gobiiformes; Gobiidae. The record is from RefSeq and is a predicted model, not a curated record.
GCAGGAGUGGGACCACAGCGCUCCUGUCGCUCAGAGCAGUUCUGACAGAGCCGCUGUCGGGUAAAGAUGGCGACCAGAGUCCUUCAGAGAGUCGGCAGCAGCCUGAAAUGCACAAGAAAUGCGUUUGUGGCGAACGGACAAAUCAUUACAGUUACAAGGGGCAUCUCUGGUUCCCCUGACAGUUGGUUCAAGUCUCUGUUUGUGAGAAAGGUUGACCCUAGGAAAGAUGCUCACGCCCAACUGCUCUCCAAGAAGGAAGACAACAACUUAUACAAAAUACAGUUUCACAAUGUCAAGCCAGAGUGCCUUGAUGAUUACAAUGAGCUUUGUGAAGAAGUGCUGCCUUCAAUCCACUCUAACCCUGAGUAUCCCUGUGAGCUGGUGGGGACAUGGAACACAUGGUACGGGGAGCAGGAUCAGGCAGUUCACCUGUGGAGAUAUCGGGGAGGAUACCCAGCUCUCACCGAAGUCAUGAACAAACUCAGACAGAAUAAGGAUUUUAUUAAGUACAGAUCAGAGCGAGGAAAGAUGCUGCUGUCCCGUAGGAAUCAGCUGCUUCUUGAGUUCAGUUUUUGGAAUGAACCCACUCCUCGCCCCGGACCCAACAUCUACGAGCUCCGGUCUUAUCAGCUUAGGCCAGGGACCAUGAUUGAGUGGGGAAACUAUUGGGCUCGUGCCAUUGACAUUCGUCAACAAAACCAAGAGGCAGUGGGAGGCUUUUUUUCGCAGAUUGGUAGUCUGUAUCAAGUGCAUCACUUGUGGGCAUAUAAAGAUUUGCAAUCAAGAGAAAACAUCAGAAAUGCAGCCUGGCAGCGAGAGGGUUGGGAUGAGGUGGUCUAUUACACAGUCCCUCUGAUCCAGCACAUGGAGUCUAGAAUAAUGAUUCCUAUGAAGACGUCACCUUUAAAGUAACUGUGGCUUAUUUGGAUGCUGUACAACAAUCAGGCCUGUCAAGAUUUUAACAAACCAUUGCAGUGCACAGUGCCAGUGAAAAAGCGGCAUGGCAUGCAGGGUUUCUAUCUGCUUUUCUUUCUUUUUGUUUUUUUUUCUUUGUAGGGCCUAGCUCAAAACAUAAGUGUUAAGAAUAACAUUACAAAAACAUACCUGUCACAAAGAUCACUGACAUUGUGUCACUGAAAUGUUGUAUGUAAACAAUACUGGCAUGCUUCUUCUUUGCUAUUGCUACUUUAAUGGUCAAAUUUCAAGCUCCUCGAAUAAUAUUUUAGAAAUUAAAUUACAGAAAAUUAAUCAAGGGUAAAAUGUCUUAAUUUUGUAACAACAAUGUAUGUGAAUUUUAACUUGUUUGCACUAGUUCUCUGUACCAUUAACUUUUACCACUAUACACCAUCUUCAAAUGGUAUAAAUUCAAUCAUUUGGAUAUUUUGUGUCAAAGUUUUUUAGACUGUUUGGUCUGUAUAUUUGAGAGGAGCCUGUUUACAAGUCACAACAUCUCAAAAUGAUUGUAAAUUAUAUGUAUUUGUCCAAAAUAUACCCACCUAGUGGGCAACUGCUGGAUGCUGAAGUAAUUCAAUUAACUUGCUGUGUAAUUAGGUUUGAUGGUUGAAAUAUUGUUAAACGCACAAGUGAACACAAAUAAGCUUUGUUUUAGUAUAAAGUGUAAACAUUGUCUUAUUUAUUCUCUCAAAUUCUUAAAUAUUACUCAGUUUUCUAGCAUCUCUGGCAUUUUCUUGGUUGCUUUUAAUUGAGGACUCCUAUUUAACCAAAACUGCAUAUGUAUCAGUUACUGCUGUACACAGUCUGAACUUUGACAUGGAUUCAGUUAAUGCCAACUGAGUGUUGUAAAUGGAAUUAUGUUUUUCAGAUGAUCACAGUACCUAAUCAAGUAGUUGGCUCCCUAUGGGCAAGCAAGCCAUUGUUACUGUCAGAUUUUAAGGCUAUAUUUGAAAUGUUUGCCUAACUUAAAAAUCUAACAAUAAAGUACAUGACAUGGUGGGAGAAA